This is a messenger RNA of Anneissia japonica, 5813 nucleotides long. Its product is annotated as tolloid-like protein 1. NCBI's taxonomy places the organism in Eukaryota, Metazoa, Echinodermata, Crinoidea, Comatulida, Comatulidae. Gene Ontology annotation, biological process: proteolysis. The record is from RefSeq and is a predicted model, not a curated record. The transcript has 19 exons. Gene Ontology annotation, molecular function: calcium ion binding; zinc ion binding; metalloendopeptidase activity. Bases 470 to 3391 code for a protein of 973 amino acids.
GAGUAUCCACCGACUUCCGAUUUACAGUAGGCUACUUAGCCUAUUGUUGACUCGACGCUGGUUGAGUGAUUGUAUGGUGCUCAGAUCACGUCUAAAUCAGGAUUACAUGUUCACGCCGAAAUCGCUAUCAUUCUAUGGCAGACUGGGUCGACAACAGUUUGUUUUCUUUUCAGUUUGUUUUGCUUCUGAAACAAUUUCAUUUCCUUUAGCAGCAACUAUUUCACCUGCCGCCACAGGGGACUUGUUCGACUUGGAAUUCGAUCGGCUUAAUUCCGGUAGGGACCCCUGUCUCGUUUGCUUGCAUUGUAUGUCAGUCCAGCGAAGACAGUCGUAACGCCACGACCAUUCUACAAUAGCAUACAGGAGGCGCACAUACAUAAAGGCAUUACGCUAUUGUCAGGCCGUGGAUUUCGCACUGCCUUUGUUCUUUUUCUGUGCACGGUGACAUAUUCUGUUAAAAUUUAGGAUAAUGCGAUCGGCUACUUGCUGGAUAUGUUCACUGUCUUUCAAGGAAUUUGUUUUACUAGUUAUAUGCGUUUUAAGCAUAUUACUAUGUUCCCAAUGUUAUGCGAACAGCGAAGAAGACGAGCAAUACCACGAUCCAUGUAAAGCAGCUGGAUUUAUUGGUGAUAUAGCACUGUCAGAAGAAGAGUAUCAAGACCAGUUAAACUAUUAUUUAGAAGAAAAAAAUUAUGUAGAGGAGUUAGAGAGGAUAGAAAAAGAGGAAAAUGAAGCUAGAGGGAAUGGCACUAUAUCACCAGAAACAGUACUUAGUAGGCCGAGCCCACCGAACUCACGAAAAAGACGUGCGGUUACAGCUAGACAGGAUAGGAGAUGGCCCCAUGCAGUUAUUCCAUACAUGAUUGAUGGAAACUUUACAGGUUCACAAAGAGCAAUGUUUAAACAGGCAAUGCGGCACUGGGAAAAUUUCACAUGUAUAACAUUUGUUGAGAGAAAUGUACGCGAGCAUCAGCAUUAUAUAUAUUUUACUUAUAAACCUUGUGGAUGUUGUUCAUUUGUUGGCCGACGAGGUAAUGGCAUCCAAGCGUUAUCCAUUGGAAAGAAUUGUGAUAAAUUUGGAGUGGUUGUUCAUGAGCUAGGACAUGUUGUUGGUUUUUGGCACGAGCACACCAGGCCGGACCGCGAUAAUCACGUAACUAUCAUGAAACAACACAUCAUGCCAGGACAAGAAUACAAUUUUCAUAAGCUGUCGGCGGAGGAAGUGGAUAGUUUGAGCGAGCCGUAUGACUACCACAGCAUCAUGCACUACGCGCGCAAUACUUUCUCACGUGGAAUAUGGCUCGAUACUAUUCUUCCACGCAAAGACCCUGAUGGAGGAGAAAGGCCAGAAAUUGGUCAACGCAAGCAGCUUAGCCCAGGAGACAUUACACAGGCUAACAAGCUUUACAACUGCCCACACUGUGGCCGAACCUUACAGGAGACGUCGGGUAACUUUUCAUCUCCCAACUGGCCAGAGGCAAACGACAAUGAGUACUGUGAAUGGCGGAUAUCCGUCACCCCUGGCGAGCUCAUUAGACUCACCUUUACUGGCUUUGAUAUUAUCCAGACCAACGACUGCUGGCAUGAUUAUGUCGAAGUACGCGAUGGUCAUUGGCGCUAUUCAGAUCUGCUUGGUCGUUUUUGUGGCUCACGUCUUCCUGCUCCUCUGAUUUCAACCAGCAGUCGACUGUGGAUAAAAGUUCGCACAGAGCACUACUACAGUCGCGGAUUCUCUGCCAGCUAUGAAGCCAUCUGUGGUGGAAGUAUCAUUGGCAAGGCUAGUGGCAACCUUCAAAGUCCUAACUAUCCAGAUGAUUACAGACCAAACAAGGAAUGCAUCUGGAAGAUCAAGAUGCCAGAGGAUGAGCAAGUUGGUCUUCGCUUCCAGUCUUUUGAGGUUGAGCGCCAUGACAACUGUAUCUAUGACUACGUUGAAGUGUAUGAUGGGCAUGACGAGACAGCAGAAAGUAUUGGUCUAUAUUGCGGCUACAGCAUACCGAAUGACAUCAAAUCCACCAGCAAUAAGUUGAUGGUGAUAUUUAAGUCUGAUGGAUCUGUAAACAAAGCCGGCUUUUCAGCCAUGUACUUUUCUGAGGUAGAUGAGUGUGAACAGGCUGAUAAGGGAGGAUGUCAACAACUGUGCAUCAAUUCUGUUGGCAGUUAUACAUGUGAAUGCAGGCCAGGAUAUGAACUGAAAAGUGACGGCAAAGGCUGUGAAGUUGCUUGCGGUGGAUUCUUAACCAGUCUUGAAGGUAACAUCACAACACCUUCGUAUCCAGAGAACUACCCACGGGAGAAGAAUUGUGUUUGGCAAAUAGUCGCGCCAGCAAACCAUCGCAUCUCACUUGAAUUCAACACCUUUGACCUGGAAGGAAAUGAGCAAUGUAAAUAUGAUUUCACAGAGGUUCGGAGUGGUUUACAAGGUGGUACACUGCAUGGCAGGUACUGUGGAGACAAGAAACCAAACACAAUUACAUCACGGCACAACAACAUGCGCAUCGAAUUCCAUUCUGAUAGCACCGUCUCAAAGCAAGGAUUCUUUGCAACAUUCUUUGCAGAUAUUGAUGAGUGUGAGCAGAAUAAUGGUGGCUGUCAACACGUAUGUACUAACACACUUGGUAGUUAUACGUGCUCAUGUAGAAAUGGAUUCACUCUUCAUCAGAAUGACAGAGAUUGUAAAGAGUCUGGAUGCCGGCAUGAAAUUGACGCCUACGAAGGCGAAAUAACCUCUCCAAAUUGGCCAGAUAACUAUCCAAAGAGGAAGGACUGUAAUUGGCACAUCACAGUGACUGCUGGCCACAAGGCUAGACUUUCUUUUAAGGAAUUUGAUGUGGAGACGCAUCAGGAAUGCGCUUACGACUACGUGUUGCUGUACGAUGGCAACUCUUCCUCUGGUCAGAUGCUAAGACGCCUCUGUGGCACCCAGAUCCCUGAUCCAGUGCUAGCUAGUGGUAACAAUAUAUUUGUAAGAUUCUUCUCAGAUGGUUCUGUGACAAGAAAGGGGUUCAAGGCAGAGAUUGAUACAGUUUGUGGUGGUGUACUGGAGGCAACGUUCACACCUCAGAAUUUAUAUUCACAUGCAGAGCAUGGAGAUAGCGUAUACAGUGCGCAGGAGGACUGUUCAUGGACGAUCAUAGCACCAGAUGAGGGUGGCCUCCGUGUGCGCCUUCUAUUUCUGACACUUGAUAUUGAGCAUGAAACAGAAUGUGAUUAUGAUUACGUGGAGGUGUUUGACGGUGAUGAUUAUGCAGCCACUAAGAUCGGUCGUUAUUGUGGGCACAGGGUACCGAAUGAUGUUGUAUCAACGCAUAACACGCUUCAUAUAGUUUUUCGUAGCGAUGAUACUAUACAGCGUAAGGGCUUCUCAGCAGAAUAUGAGAUCGUAACGUAAAGAACAAGAUCCCAAUCAAUUGUUAUUGUUGUCACUAAUUGUUUUAAACUUAUUUUAUAUUCCUUUAUGGAAAAUGCAAUUAUAAUCCUGACACCCUGGAUUCUUAAAAUCAAGUAGAUGGAUGAACAUGAUCUGAGAAUAAGAAGUCUUGGAGGAAAGAGGCCAUAGAAAAAAUAAGUUAUAGUAAAGAAUAUAAUUAUUAUUUUCAUGAGGACAAUCUUAAUGCAGAAGCUAACCUUUUAUUCUCAAAAUAUGACACGAGGUCAAAAGUUACUCCAAACAGUCAGCAUUUUUCAGUCUUUAUACUACAAACUAUUUUCCUAGAGAAAUAUUUAUCUUACCUUAAUCAAUUUGCAAGUGAAAUAAAUAAUUGAUACAUGUAUCAUUUGAAUUUAUUUCUUGAAAUUAUUCUGAUAAAAAUUGGGUUUUUAGUAACAUACAUUUAUGAAGGAUGCAAGUAACUCUGUGAAAAGAUUUACAUCUCUCAACCAUAAUAGCAGCAACAAACAAUAGUAAUGAUAAUAAUAAUUGAGAACUUAUACAAUCAUGUACUCACUACAACAGAUAGCAUCAUCAACAUCAACAACUGCAUCCUUGGGAUUUUAAACUGUUUCAGUUUGUGAGCCAUUUACAUAUUCCGCAUUUAAAGGCUACCCUUUGAGUUAAAUUGCAUAGCUGGAAACCAUAUUUGGAGUUGGCCUAAAAAAAACAAAAAACCAGAAGGAUCCCACCCACCUAGCCUGGAUCCCACCCACCUAGCCUGGAUCCCACCCACCUAGCCUGGAUCCCACCCACCUAGCCUGGGCCGUAUUUCUACAGUGCAUGAUCUACAUUCUUUUAAGGUGUGCCAUCUGUCGUUAGCUAAAUAAACUGAAAAAUUCUUUUCAGAUUGUUUAGUUGAAUUUAAUAAUGUAUUGAUUCUUCUAAAUGAACUAUUGAAGGUUUUAAUUGAAUUUUUGAGGGUUUUUUCGAUUUUUGACGGACAGUGUAUCUAUUGUACUCUGAUCAGAGGUGGUGCCGGAUUUGCCUGAGGGAGGGUGGGGGAGUCAGAAGUCCCCACUAGGUGGAGGGGGAGAUGUCCCUGACAAGAGUAAAGUGGCUGUGGCUAGGCAUCGCUGAAUCCCUCGAAAGUGGUAAAGUGUGUGAAACCCCAAAAAAUAUGACAAUUUAGGCAUUUUAAAGACAUAUUAAAUCAAAUUCAGGUCUCAUAUUUAGAAAAUACAUAUAAAUAUUGCAGAUAUUUUUACAAGCUAUUUUUCAUGUCCCUAAUUUUGGUUUAGACUCUGAUAUUUGAGACAGGCAACUACAUUGAUAUUAUCAUUGCCAUAAUAAUAAUAAUAAUAUCAUCAUCAAAUACAUUAAAAUAUAUCACAUUUUUUCCCAUUUAUGAAAUUAUUUUAAAGUAGAAAUACAAUUUUAUGAAUCUAAAAUUUAUUUUGUAGAAAAAUCUUUUAUGAAAGUGGUUGUGAAAAAACUGGUAAAAAGCAAUCAGGAAAUCUUGUGUAUACCUCUUGGAAAGUGCUUUAAUCACCUGUAAAUGUAUAGUGUUUUAAAAGUAAUUUUGAGCUAUUGAAAAUGUGACUAAUAAUUUUAUUGAACAUGUUACUAUAUUUUCAUCUCCUAUCUACCUUCAUAAUUUGUACAAAAUUAAUAGAAAACUCUUUCUGAGUGUUAGUGUGUAGUUGAAGUCAUUAAUUAUUUAAAAUCUACAAAUUAACAUAAUUGAGGCCAGAUGAAUCUUGCCAAAUGUAUCUUGAAUGCGCAAUGCAGAAUUGUCACAUCUGUUUCUGUAGAUACUAAAGGUUAGAGGAAGUAUAUUUCUAGUAAGCAUAUCUUUUCAUUAUAUAUUGAUAAUAAUUAUUUUAACAAGUGCACAAUUGGGCAUCCAAUGUGACAUAUCAAUAAUAAUAAUAUCCCUCUAAAUAAUGGCUCGUCCAAUUUAAGACCACUUUUUCGCAACUAUGGAAGAAGACCUAUAUUUAAACUUUAUGAUAAUCCCUGGUCCCAAAAGUGGUCUUUCAUUGGAGGAAGACCUGUAAUAACACUUAUAAAUUCUCUUAUUUGUUAUUUUAGGUCUAUAAUGGUUUUAUAUCAAUUCAAAGUAAUUGUUUUUACUGCCUGUUUGUUUAAGAAAAAUAUACUGUAGAAACAAAAAAUACCUCUUUUAAUCAAAGUUUAUAUCAGACUUUUAAACAUCUUAACAUUAGUUAAGAAGCGUAUUUUGCUAAAGUUAAGGCCAUAAAGUUAACCAUUUUAAAUGAUUUUCUGGUUCCUUUUCAGACAAAAUCAUACAAUUUUCUCCAGAUUAACUAUUUAGGCAUGUCCAACAUGUUGAUGUGUUAAUGAAGAUUUAUUUUUGUAAAGUCAAAUCUGGUUUCUAUGGUAAUCUAUCAUAUAUUAAAUAUUGUACUCUAAUAGGAAA